Messenger RNA from Amphibalanus amphitrite, 3542 nucleotides. Its product is annotated as protein O-mannosyl-transferase Tmtc3-like. Lineage: Eukaryota; Metazoa; Arthropoda; Thecostraca; Balanomorpha; Balanidae. Gene Ontology annotation, molecular function: mannosyltransferase activity; protein binding. Gene Ontology annotation, cellular component: endoplasmic reticulum. The record is from RefSeq and is a predicted model, not a curated record. The transcript is spliced from 17 exons. Gene Ontology annotation, biological process: protein O-linked glycosylation via mannose. Bases 122 to 2665 code for a protein of 847 amino acids.
GCGACGGUUGGGUUCUCACGUGUUUUCGGAGACGUUUGCCAGGAGACAAUCCGCAGAUCCACCCGGUAGGAUCGUGAAAGCUGUUUGCGGCUCGAAGACGUCCUUGGUUCCAACAGCCAAGAUGCUACAGCGCUGGUCGUACCCCUGUCUGCUAGCGCUGGCUGUGACCCUCUGCUACCAGAACGCCCUGCACUGUGACCUGGUGUUUGAUGACGUCAGAGCGAUUCACGGCAACCGCGACCUGCGUCCCGACACGCCCGUCUCCAGUCUGCUGAGCAACGACUUCUGGGGAACACCCAUGGAAAAGGAUCAUUCGCACAAGUCGUACCGGCCUCUCUGCGUUCUCACCUUUCGCUGGAACUACUUCUUCCACCAGCUCAGCCCUAUGGGCUACCAUCUCGUCAACGUUAUUCUUCAUGGUGUCGUAUGCUUCCUCUACUUCAGGCUGUGCAAUCUGUUCGUAUCGAAGAAGUGCAGCUUUUUGGCUGCCAUGAUGUUUGCUGUCCAUCCUGUCCAUACUGAGGCGGUGACAGGAGUGGUGGGCCGAGCAGAGCUGCUCUCAGCGCUCUUCUUCACCUCUGCAUUCCUGGCCUACACAAGGUCCGUCCGAACAAGAACAACGACAGACUGGCGGUGGAUGUUUGUCACCAUGGUGUGCGUCACUGCGUCUCUUCUCAGCAAGGAGCAGGGCAUCACCAUCGUGGGAGUCUGUGUUACCUAUGAGCUGUUUGUUGUGCAGAAGCUGCGGCGGUCGGAGCUGCAGUACCUGCUCAGGUCACUGGUCAGUGGGAAGGUCCCUCCUCCCGGCUGGCUGAUGGAGUCGGCACCGCGGCUGACCGCACUGACCGUCACCGGACUCAGUCUGUUACUGGCCAGAGUCAGAGUCAUGGGUGCCAGACUGCCCGUGUUCAACAGGUUCGACAACCCAGCAGCAGCUGCCGGCUGGCCGACGCGCCAGCUGACCCACAGCUACCUAACAGCGGUGAACAGCGGCCUGCUGUUGGCACCGGACCCGCUCUGUUGCGACUGGACCAUGGGCACCGUGCCGCUGGUGACAUCUAUCGGCGACCGGCGUAACUUCAGUCCGCUGGCGGUGGCCGCAGCACUCUGCCUCUUGCUGCGGCGAGCAGUCGGUGAUUACGAUCGACACUCGUCUGUCAUACUCAUGGGCUUGUCGCUGCUGGUGAUUCCGUUCGUGCCCGCCUCCAAUCUGUUCUUCCCGGUGGGGUUCGUCGUGGCCGAGCGGGUGCUCUACAUACCCUCCAUGGGAUUUUGCCUACUCGUGGCCGCCGGAUUCCACAAAAUGACUCGAUACAGACGGUAUUCCACCCUCCUCCGCGCCUGUAUCUGUCUGCUGCUGGUGUGCCACGGCCUCAAGACGUGUCGGAGGAACCAGGACUGGCGGGACGAGCUCUCCCUCUUCACCGCCGGAUUGCGCGUCAACAGGAACAACGCCAAGCUGUACAACAACGUGGGCCACGUGCUCGAGAACCGGUCCCAGCUGCGGGAGGCGCUGGCGUUCUUCCAGCAGGCAGCCAGGGUACAACCGGAUGACAUAGGAGCACACAUCAACAUCGGGAGAGCGUUCAACAGCCUCAAGAUGUACCCGGAAGCUGAACAUGCUUACCUCAACGCGCGGUCCCUGCUGCCGCGGCGCCGGCCCGGAGCGGGGGCGCACCAGUCGAGGGUGCCGCCCCACCACCUGACCGUACUGUUCAGCCUGGCCAACCUGGUGUCCCGCGACCCGGCGCGACUGGAGGAGGCCGACGCCUUCUACCGUCAGGCCAUCAGCAUGCGAGCCGACUACACACAGGCGUACAUAAACCGUGGUGACGUGCUGGUGCGUCUGAACCGGACCCGAGAGGCGCAGCGCACCUACGAGACGGCGCUCUUCUACGACAGCGACAACCCGGACAUCUACUAUAACCUGGGUAUCGUGUACCUGGAGCAGGGCCGCCUGGCGCAGGCGCUGGCCCACCUGGACCGGGCGCUGGAGUUGGCCCCCGACCACCAGCAGGCGCUGCUCAACUCGGCCACCAUAAUCCAGGAGUCUGGCGCGGCGCGACUACGGCCGACGGCACGGCUGCGGCUCCGGCGGCUGCUGCAGCUCUCGCCGGCCGUGGUGGGAGCCGAGAGGGUCCACUUCAACCUGGGCAUGCUAGCCAUGGACGAGCGCGACCUGCCCGCCGCCGAGACCCACUUCAGGAAGGCUGUGGAGCUCAGGCCGGACUUUGACAGCGCCCUGUUCAACCUGGCCCUGCUGCUGAGCGACUCGGGCCGGCCUCUGGAGGCAGCUCCGUUCCUCCAUCAGCUGAUACAGUACCAGCCCGAUCACAUCAAGGGCCUCAUCCUGCUCGGAGACAUCUACGUCAGCGGAACGAAGGACCUGGACGCCGCAGAACGGUGUUACGAGCACAUUCUGCGUCUGGACCCUGACCACGUACAGGGUCUGCAUAACCUGUGUGUGGUGUACGUGGAGCGAGCGGAGCUGGCCAGGGCCGAGCAGUGUCUGCUGCGAGCGGUUCACUUAGCGCCCCACGAGGAGUACAUUCAGAGACACCUGCGGAUCGUGCGGGAGCAGCGGCGGACGGCGGACGCCCAGGAGGCGCUGCCGUGCCACGGUGGCGCCGGCGCUACCCCGAGCGGCCGCGCCGCCGGCAGCUGAGGGGUUUGGGCUUACCCCACAAAUAGACAAGUGGAAAUAGCCUCUUUCGACAGGAAUCUCAGGAACGCCAACAUACAAGAGCUAAUUCGACUAGUCGAAGCAAGUCAUUACAACUGAGACUCGGCACUGCAUUUCUGGACAACUGUGAAACAGACAUCAGUAGUGCCAACCUUCGAACGGGUAUCAGUGAACGCAUGCCAAUAUUGGGCAACACCCCGUCUCACCCGACGACCAAGUCAUAUCGGCGCUCCCUAACGGCCGGCGCUAUCAUAAAUAAUUGAACUUCCACUUUGUAAGAUGACCAGUGAACAUGCUUUUCGUGCGAGAGAAGUGGUGCGCUUUUUGAAUUGUGCAUUGUAUCGUGCGGUGUCUUCAACGGAGCGGUGUAUCACGAAUGACUUGCAUAAUGGUGGUAAUGCUGUUUAUUCGUUCCAACGGCUACUAUGUGUAAUGUCAAAUGUGUAUGGUUAAGUACGCGACAAGUGACAACGAAGUAUGAGAGCAACGCAACGUUAUUCAAGGCCAUUAGUGGUUCAGUGGAUGGUUGUUUACCUUUAUUGAGUUGAACUCGAAAAAGGACGUCUCAUCGUUAUCAAGAGUUUGUCAUUGAACUGAACUCUGUUACCAAUCACAAGUGUCCGUCGUAAAGGCACUCAGCUCUCACUGCAGCAGUGCAAAUAUCCUUCCCGUUCGAGGGGACUGGCAUCUUCUUCAAGGCUCGAUCUCAAAGAGGCGAAUGGUCGACGUAUAUGUAGAAGCGUUUUUCAGUUUCGACUCUGAAUAGGAAGCGUUGCUGGAAGUUGGAACAAAGGCCGUGCCGUGCGAGCGACAUUGUCUGUGAUACAUUUAAUAUACAUAAUGUGCCGUUAAGUGUUCA